UUAAUGGUCCGGAUUAGUGCAAUCUGUAAAAUAAUAACUAUGCGUUGCAGUGGUGACUUGAUAUAUAUAUAUAUUUUUGGUUUUAUUUUUAAUGUGUUGUGGAGAAUGAAAUGCAAAAACCUGAGGAGAUAUUGGAGACUACACCGUAGAUACUUUUCAGUCUUUGCCAAUGCCAGAUCUCAGAGCUCAAACCCAGAACUGGAAGACCUCGUUUAUGUAGGUACAACUGCUACUACCCAUGUCUCAAAUUUGCAUGGACUCGUGCAGUUAUGUGCAAGAACGAGAGCAAAAAUGGAAGGGAAGGCUUGCCAUGCACAGGUUAUUCGUGCUGGGUGGCAAGCAGACACUUUAACGUCAAACAUGCUAAUUAAUAUGUAUUCAAAAUGCGGUUUCGUUGAUUGUGCUCGUAAAGUGUUUGAUGAAAUGCCGGAACGAAGCUUGGUUUCGUGGAAUACGAUGAUUGGGUCGCUUUCUCAAAAUGGUGAGGAGCAGGAAGCUCUUGGUCUUUUUGUUGAGAUGCAAAGAGAAGGAACCCAAUGUAGUGAAUUCACAGUUUCGAGUGUUCUUUGUGCUUGUGCUGCAAAAUGUGCUGUGUGUGAGUGUAAACAGUUACAUGCUUUUGCUAUUAAAGCUGCGAUGGAGUCUAAUGUGUUUGUGGGAACCGCAUUGCUUGAUGUUUACGCCAAGUGCAGUUUGAUAAAGGAUGCAAGCUGGGUGUUUGAGUGCAUGCCAGAGAGGAGUGCCGUUACUUGGAGUUCAAUGGUGGCGGGGUAUGUGCAAAAUGGCCUUCAUGAAGAGGCUUUGGUGCUGUUUUGCCGAACUCAAAUGAUGGGGCUGGAGCAAAACCAGUUUAUGAUUUCUUCUGCUAUUUGUGCUUGUGCGGGCCUGGCAGCUCUGAUUGAAGGGAAGCAGCUGCAUGCUUUGUUAUGUAAAACUGGAUUUGGUUCAAAUAUGUAUAUUGUUUCGUCUUUAAUAGACAUGUAUGCCAAAUGUGGCUGCAUUCGAGAAGCUAACGUUGUGUUUCAAGGUGUGGAAGAGGGGAGCAUUGUUUUAUGGAAUGCAAUGAUUUCUGGGUUUGCUAGGCAUGCUCACUCCCUAGAGGCAAUGGUUUUAUUUGAGAAAAUGCAGCAGAUGGGUAUGUAUCCAAAUGAAGUAACAUAUGUUGCCAUCUUAUCUGCGUGUAGUCAUAUGGGUUUGGUUGAAAAAGGACGGAAAUAUUUCCAUCUUAUGAUAAGGGAGCACAGAGUGUCACCCAAUGUCUUUCACUAUUCAUGCAUGGUUGAUAUUUUUGGUAGGGCAGGGCUGAUUUGUGAAGCAUAUGACUUGAUAGAGAAGAUGCCAUUUGAUGCGACUGCUUCAAUGUGGGGUUCGCUCUUGGCUUCUUGUAGAGUCCAUGGAAAUCUUGAAUUGGCUGAGGUUGCAGCUAAGCAUUUGUUUGAGAUGGAACCUAAUAAUGCAGGAAAUCAUAUUUUGCUUUCAAACAUUUAUGCAGCGAACAGAAAGUGGGAAGAAGUUGCGAGAGCAAGGAAGCUUCUUAAGGAAAGUGAGGUGAAGAAGGAGAGGGGUAUGAGUUGGAUUGAAAUCAAGGACAAAGUUCAUUCAUUUAUGGUUGGAGAGAUAAAUCAUCCUAAAAUUGCUGAGAUUUACUUAAAGUUAGAUGAUUUGGUUAAAAAGUUGGAGAAGCUGGAUUACAAGGCUGAGACUGAACAUGACUUUCAUUAUGUGGAAGAGAGGAGAAAACAACUACUUUUGAGACACCACAGUGAGAAGCUUGCUCUUACUUUUGGGCUGAUGUGCUUACCUCAGAAUGUGCCUAUCAGGAUUAUGAAGAAUCUCAGAAUCUGUGGGGAUUGUCAUUCUUUUAUGAAGGUUACAUCAAAAUUUACAGGGAGGGAGAUCAUUGUUCGAGACACAAAUCGUUUUCACCAUUUUAAGAGUGGCUACUGUUCUUGUGGAGAUUUUUGGUGAAAUGCUGAUUAACUCACCAUCUUAUGUCUUAUGAUCUGUAUGACUGUCGGGGGUUUACACAUUUCGUCUGUUGCCUUGGAAUGGGCCCCAAGUGUUUGAAGCGAAGGUUCUGAAGAUCAAGUUUAGUGACCGUUAACCCAAUUUUCAGGAUGUCACAGAUGAACAUUUGGUCCACUACACUGGCUGGAGGCCUUGGUGAUGUUUUCACUUCCUUGGUGAUGUUUUCACUAGUCUAUCUCGUGCUGUUCAAGAUCUGAACCACAAUGUGGACAUUAUUCUUCCAAAGUAUGGCUGUUUGAAGGAUAAGAGAGGUUGUUUGAUAUCGAGACAAACGAAUGAUUUCCUUGGAGAAAGCUGUUCUAACAAUACUUUGCUUGAGCAAUCGGUUCUUGCAACAUUUAUCUGGUAAUCCUUUUUAGUUGCAAUACUUGGCACAUCAUCCAGCACUGGAGCAAGCAGCAGAAGGCAGGUGUGCUCACCUUUUUAUUCUCUAAAGACCCACAUGAUUGUCGGACUCUAUGGUCAAUUAUACAUAUCUCUUACUUAUUUGCUUCAUAGUUACCAGCAGCAUUCAAUGGAAAACUAAAAUUCUAUUGAAAUCCUAAAUUUCGACUAAAUUGUUGUGGUUGAACAUUAAAAGAAAAAAAUAAAAAGGGUAUAUAAGAGAGUGCAAUUAUUCUUCAAGGCCAAGCUCCCUUGUUAUAGCAGGCCUAUGUCAUCAGUAAAAGGGAAUGUAGUUAUUUAUGAAAGUUUAUAAUGAAGGUGAAUCAUUGCAUUAGGUUACCUCUAUGGUGUUCUUCCUUGAGCUUGUGAGUGCCAAUAAAGCAGGUUGGAGGCAUAGGACAGUAUUGGAAAUAGUUUUUGUCUAUUUUGUUGAGACAAAUUAUAGUUCUCAUCGUUUUUAUUUAUAUUGAUUACUGUAUUUAAAUCAAUCCUGUUUAUACUCUGUAUAGGUCAUGCUGGUUUAUGCAACAAAUACUCCAAUAUAUUGUCAGUAACUCAUUUAGGUAGAAAUAUGAAUCACAAUAUUGGUAAGGCUACACAGAAACUUUGUUUUGGCAAUGAACUUUCGGUUGUGGAAUGGUGAUUUUCAUUAAGUCUCCAAAGUGUGUUUGAUGAUGUCGGCUAAAAACUCAGGAAUAGAUAAGAAACAUUUAAAAAAAAAAAAUUUAAAACAUGAAGUUCUGUUCAUCCAGUAUGCAUGAAUUCACUGCAGAAGAAAUGGAUUCUAACUCUCCAUAUUCUCUUAACUGUGUAUGUAAGGGCUAUAAAUAACAUGUUUAAGUGUUCCUUGGAUCAAAUGGCAUCUCCUCCCUCCAUAAAUUUGGAGGUUGAGUCACAGACUCAAUGCCAUAUAGGUUAUUUAAACUUGGGGGAGGGAAGAGGACCAGAGGGCAGUAUUGAUCCUCACAUGGAGAGAGUUAUCUGUAGAAGUAAGGAAAUUUUUCUAUCAAAGAUAUUUUCUGUUUUGUAUUUAAUUUGAUGGUUAGUGGAACCAUAACUCUAAUGAAGAGAAAAGAUUUAUUGUAUCACAUCUUCUUCUAUCACACUGGCAUCUAUGAUAGAGGUUGUAACAGUUUCUUA
Molecule: messenger RNA, 3552 nt
Organism: Corylus avellana
Lineage: Eukaryota; Viridiplantae; Streptophyta; Magnoliopsida; Fagales; Betulaceae
Source: RefSeq, a predicted model, not a curated record